Penicillium psychrosexuale is the source of this 231-nucleotide messenger RNA. RefSeq lists its product as uncharacterized. Lineage: Eukaryota; Fungi; Ascomycota; Eurotiomycetes; Eurotiales; Aspergillaceae. The transcript is spliced from 3 exons. The record is from RefSeq and is a predicted model, not a curated record. The coding region runs from base 1 to 231 and encodes 76 amino acids.
AUGGAGCUAGCAGUACCGGGAUUGACGAGUGCGAUACUCCGAAUGAGUGUAGAUCUAGGACUCCUUCGCUUUCUUAUAAGAAGUGAUGCCUCCCUGACUAUCAUAAAAAUUGCGGAGCUAACUGGAGCGUCUCCUCUAUUAUUAGAGACCGGAGUUAAUGAAUAUACUGUAAAUAAGGUCACUUAUAUCUUGGCUGAUCCUAAGGGCGAGGCUAUAAUAUACCACGGGUAG